Molecule: messenger RNA, 618 nt
Organism: Aplosporella prunicola CBS 121167
Lineage: Eukaryota; Fungi; Ascomycota; Dothideomycetes; Botryosphaeriales; Aplosporellaceae
Exons: 2
Coding region: 56-442 (128 amino acids)
Cellular component (GO): fungal-type vacuole membrane; vacuolar transporter chaperone complex
Source: RefSeq, a predicted model, not a curated record
CCACACACACACACACACACACACACACACACACACACACACACACACACACACAAUGUCCAGCCAACCACUCCUCCAAACCGCGCCAGGCAAACGCAUCGCGCUGCCCACGCGCGUCGAGCCGAAAGUCUUCUUCGCCAACGAGCGCACCUUCCUCUCCUGGCUCAACUUCACCGUGAUCCUGGGCGGGCUGGCCGUCGGGCUGCUCAACUUCGGCGACAAAGUCGGCCAGAUCAGCGCCGGCCUGUUCACGCUCGUCGCCAUGGCCGCCAUGCUCUACGCCCUGUUUACGUUCCAUUGGCGUGCCAAGAGCAUUCGCCAGCGCGGCCAGGGCGGCUUUGAUGAUCGCUUUGGCCCGACCGUGCUGGCCCUCGCGUUGUUGGCCGCUGUGGUGGUUAAUUUUGCGCUGAGGAUUACGGGCGCGGGUGCCGAGCGGAAGUAGUGUGCGGUGUGUGCGAGGGUGUGUAUACGUGAUAUGGGAGUUUUUUUGGGAGUCAUGGGUUGGUGGUGUAGCGCUGUUUUGCUUUACUUUGGUAUGCUUUUGCUUUUGCUUUUGCUUAUAUAGGCUUGUUGGAAGGUUGUACAGAAGAAGAAGAAGAAAAAGUGCUAUUCCCGUUC